AUGACUAUUGACGGAAACCAUAGCAGUAAUGACGAAGUAGAGGAUGAGAAUCUCAAUACGGGCUCAGAUAAGGUCUUCCAAAAUUAUAUGAUGCCCGGUUUGGAACUUUAUGAUGCCAAGGUGUCGAUAAAUCAUUGGCAACUCCGAGACUGUAUAAAGCAUUCUUCAACGGAUCCCGGGAAGUUAUACUAUAUUUAUGAUCAUCAAAUUAGGUCUCUGGACACCGGGCAAGCCAGCCAAAGUAAUACCAGAUCCAAGAAGCUGAACAGUUCAAAGAUAAGACGGAAUAGCUUCAAUGUGGCGAGAAAAAAUUCAUCAGGCUUAACUUCUGUAAAGGGGAACUUGAAUUUGCCCUCUAAGAAAACAGUUGAAUUCAACUUUAAGCCAAGGAGUUUCACCGAAUGUAAUGGCUUAGUAGCAUGUGGUGGUUUAAUUGGUCCUGAUGAUAAGGGAUUCCCAACAAAUUGGUCGCGGCUUUCAAACGAUACGAAUGAUGGUGAACCAUUACCACCUCCUGCCGAACCUGUUAAAUUAACGAAUAAUAACGUGUUAUCAGAUCAUAGUAACUACAGUAACCCAAGUAUAUGGAAGGGCAUUAUAUCGCUUUGUCACAAGGAUACUGGAAUCCCUUCAUCCGUUAUUGUAGGCCAAUUUAUUAAUAAUUGCGUUACAUUAAGUUCAAGAACAAAUCAAGAAUAUGAUUUGUAUUCUUGUAACAACGACGGCCAUCUUUAUCAAUGUAGCAUUAACAAUCGUGGUGUGGAAUUAGUUCGAAGAUAUUCAGAUUUAAAAUUUGCUUUGAAUAAUGCCGCAAUCUCACAUGAUUCAAAAACAUUAAUAGUGUCGGGAGAUUCCAAUAAAUUUGCCAUAUAUAGACAAAAUGAACUGGCAGGUCAGUUUCUGCUAUCGUAUGAUAAUCAACCGGAUUGGGGUAGUUCAGUUGUUAGAUCAAAAAGAAUUCCAAGAUUUGCAUUACCUGAUGGUUCCGGAUUUGUGGAUCAUAUUUAUGAAGCACCGAAUGGCGACCAUGGCUUUUACAGCUGCUUUUCUGAGAAUGAUUUACAAUUUGCAACACUUUUUCAAAAUGGUGUCUGCUUAGUAUAUGAUGUGAGAAAUAUGGAAACUCCGCUAACUGAAAUUACUUCAACAAGGCCGCAUUCACAUAAUGGCGCAUUUAGAGUUUGUAAGUUCAGUUAUGGAUUAGAUGAUUUACUUUUUAUAUCAGAACAUCAAGGAAGAGUUCAUGUGGUCGAUACAAGGAAUUUUAUGAAUCAUCAAGUAAUAUUAGUACCAGAUAAAUUGAAAAGUGAAACAGAAGAACUCAUUACCACAAAUAUGAAUGAUAUGAGUAAUAACAGUACUGAUACAAGAAGACGGAAUAUUCCGUUCAUAUCAGCUGUAUCUCGAGUUUCUUCUUCUUCUUCAGUAUCAAGUUAUGCUAUCGGUAGUAGAAGAAGACAUUCUAAUCCAACUCCACCUCCAUCCCUCAAUAAUGAGCCUUGGCUAACUUCUGCUACAAGUAUACCAUUAAGAUAUCUUGAACCACAAGUUGUACCAUAUCCAAAAGCUGUGAAUAAAUUAACUAAUAAUACCGCAAGUUUUCAGCAGCAUUUGAAUGAUGAUCAAAAUGAGGAUACCUCUUUAUCAACUACUGUACUUAGAAGACGAUCAUCAUAUAGAGUGAGAAGGUUUUCAACAUCAUCUAAUAUGUGUGAAGAUACAGGAGAAAUGGAUCCUGCUAUCUUGGAUAGUCCAAAUUCAGAGCAUAGCUAUCCAAGAGUUGACAAUUAUAAUUAUCAAGAGCAACGUACCGGAAUAUUUGUUCGAGAUGCUCGAAUAAGAACACCAUCAAAUGCAACUUUCGAAGAAGAUGAAUUACUCGAUGCUCAUGUCAAUGUUAAUAGCGGAUCUCCUGGGCAAUUGAACAAUAGAUUAUAUUUCUCUUCGAAUGACUAUGCAGUCAAUUCACUUGCCAACUAUUCCAAUGCAGAUUUUACGGAAGAGAAUAAUAUUUCCGGCAUAGAUUGGAUUGAAGAUCGUUGUGGAAGUUCUUUAGUUAUCGGUACGGACUAUGGAAUAAUGAAAUGGAAUAUAAACUCGUGGGCACGGCGCAGUUUUUCGAGUUAUGAUUUUUGUUAA
This is a messenger RNA of Zygotorulaspora mrakii, 2139 nucleotides long. It is a transcript of the gene GID11, whose product is annotated as Gid11p. Lineage: Eukaryota; Fungi; Ascomycota; Saccharomycetes; Saccharomycetales; Saccharomycetaceae. Bases 1 to 2139 code for a protein of 712 amino acids. Gene Ontology annotation, molecular function: protein binding. The transcript has a single exon. The record is from RefSeq and is a predicted model, not a curated record.